This is a messenger RNA of Didymella exigua CBS 183.55, 1221 nucleotides long. RefSeq lists its product as uncharacterized. Lineage: Eukaryota; Fungi; Ascomycota; Dothideomycetes; Pleosporales; Didymellaceae. The record is from RefSeq and is a predicted model, not a curated record. The transcript is spliced from 2 exons. Bases 1 to 1221 code for a protein of 406 amino acids.
AUGGGUUCCACGCUUAAGGUGUUCCACGCCUUGUCCAUUCUUUCUGUUAUUGUACCAAGCGUCAAUGCUGUUCCUUCUGGAACCAAACUCGAACUCAAGGCCUUCAAAAAUGUCGAUAGGCUCGUCUACAAGCGACAGGAUCUCGGCGGUCUCAUCGACACUUGCAACCUCUGCCCAGUUGUUCGCAGACUUUCUAGGUAUCUCCCUGAAGAUGUCCAGAACACAGCGAACGACAUCAACAACCAGCUGAGGAAUCUCAUCGCCCAAGUUGGUCCCACGCUUCCCGGCGGUAUCCCAGCUCUUGAUAGCCUUCUCAGCAACCCGACUGAUAUUCUUGGGGGAGCGCUGCCUGGUGGCUUGCUCGGAAAUCCUACAGACGUCGUGGGUGACCUCCUCAAUGGUGGACUGCCUACUGGUGCUCUUGGCAACGUGCCUGUUGUAGGGGACAUCCUCAAUGGUGGACUGCCUACUGGUGCUCUCGGCAACGUGCCUGUUGUAGGCGACCUCCUCAAUGGUGGACUGCCUACUGGUGCUAUUGGUGGCGUUCCUGUUGUGGGUGAUAUCCUUGGCGGUGGCCUCCCUACGAACGCGCUCGGUGGUCUCACGAACGCGCUUCCUACUGGUAUUUUGGGUAACUUGCCUAUCCUCGGUAGUGCUCUACCCACCAAUGCCCCCGGCACCGUCACCAAUGCGCCCCCAACCGGCGCGCUUGGCGGUCUCACCAACGUACUCCCAACCGGCGCACUAGGCGGUCUUACGAACGCUGUCCCAACAGCCGCCGCUGGUGGCCUUCUCGGCGGCAUCCCAGGUGUCGGUGGUCUCCUUGGCGGACUGACGAACCCCACCGGCCUUCUCGGAGGCGUCACCAGCGCCGUCCCAGCCACACCUGCGCCGACCGGCCUUCUGGGUGCUGUCACCAACCCCAAAGUUCCUAAGAUCAUCCAAAGUGGUACGAUUGUGGACAAGGCCUAUAAUUGGUCCUUCUAUAAUAACGGUGCCGUCCAGGUUGAAAAGAACUUCCUCUUCCCUAGACAGGGAGUUCUCUCCGGUCUCCUGCCCGACAGGACCUUCUCGGGUCUGUUCGCUGACGGUCUGCACAUUGGAGACCACGUUGUUCCUUACCCCGGGGCCUACUUACCCCUCCUUAAUGGCGUCAAGCUUCCUCCUCUCUCGAGCUUGUUGAAUCUUGUCCCUGAUGCCGAUGACGGUGACAAGAGAUAA